AUGGCGGCCACCUCCUGCGUGCUCGUGCUGGCGCUCGCCAUCGCGCCCUUGGCGGCUCUCGGCCAGCAAGCGGUUUUCGACGAAUUCGAGCGCCUGGAAAGAGUCGACCAGGCUUGCAUUGGCGGGCCCCCAGGGAGGCCCAAUGAGUUCGACAUUGUUCGAAGGGACUGCUGCAGCAUACCGAGGGCGAGGCUCGCUGGGGACAUUGAAGGCAUUGACCCCUGCCCUCUCAACGAAGCUGAUAUCAUUGGCGGGUCCUCUAGCUCGUCGGGCUACCGCAACAGCUUUGUGCGUGCGCGUGUGAAUGCCCAGAGCGGCUCUUCGUCAUUCAGUUUUCUGCCGGAUGAUCCGGACGACGGCAGCUUUCGAGUGUCGAACACCAGGAUCUUCGACGAUGAGAACGGGAAUAUAUGCUUCUGCCCCAUCGUCAUGUGCCCUGCCGAUCGUCCAUCUUACCCGCCGUCGGCCCCUCAUACCCCCUCGUUCACCGUUACUACGACACCCUCGACGAGCGGAAAGCAGGGGUCAGGUUGA
Ostreobium quekettii is the source of this 534-nucleotide messenger RNA. NCBI's taxonomy places the organism in Eukaryota, Viridiplantae, Chlorophyta, Ulvophyceae, Bryopsidales, Ostreobiaceae. The record is from the annotation of a GenBank genome assembly.